GCAAUUGGCUGUGUGGCGUAGCGGGAGGGAUAAUGUUCAGGAAGUGAAAGGGGUUUGUUUCUGUUUCCAAUUUACAGGGCAGCAGUUUGUGCUGGAACCCAGCGAGGAAAGCGUAGUUCAAAUUACUUAUCGGUGUGUUCUUAGUUAAGAAUCCCAAGGGACGACGUGCGGCUUUUCUUCAUCUCGGCGGUUACUGAACAUUUCAGCCCGUGAGUCAUACUGAAGAACUUCUCAUUAGCUGAGUUUAGCAGUUUUGUUUUUCAGAAACUGCUUCAGCCUCGUGUGAGUGCGUCAUUAACUCCCUUGGAGGUUUUCCAGAGCUCUUGAUUUUUAUGGCACCUCCACGAAAACCGGUGCUACCCAAACCUCUUCCAGGAGGCUUCAUACUAAUAGACACUGAUAAGAAGAAAUGGAGGCUGGGGAAAAUCAUCGGGCAAGGUGGCUUUGGACUGAUCUAUCUUGCCUCCAAGGACAUUGACAGACCUGUUGGAACAGACACUGAUUUUGUCAUCAAAGUGGAGUACCAGGAGAAUGGCUCCCUGUUCUCGGAGCUCAAGUUCUACCAGAGGGCAGCCAAACCCGAGAGCAUGCAAAAAUGGAAGAGAAGCAAGAAGCUGGACUUCCUGGGCAUCCCGACGUACUGGGGGUCAGGAAUUGCAGAGUAUAAUAACCUCAGGUAUCGUUUCAUGGUCAUGGAUCGACUGGGAAGUGACCUUCAGAAAGCUUGUGAGUCCAGUGGAGGCCAACUGAAGAAGACCACUGUUCUCCAGCUUGGACAGAGACUGGUGGAUAUACUGGAGUACAUACAUGAGAAUGAGUACGUCCAUGCUGACAUUAAAGCUGCCAACCUCAUGCUGGGUUACAGGGACCCUGAACAGGUCUACCUUGCAGACUAUGGGCUGUCCUACAGAUACUGCCCUGAUGGAGUCCACAAAGAAUACAAGGAAAACCCCAAGAAGGGCCAUAAUGGAACCAUCGAAUACACCAGCAUCGAUGCCCACAAAGGACUCGCGGCAUCUAGACGUGGUGACCUCCAAAUUUUGGGUUUCUGUCUCCUUCACUGGUUAUGUGGGUCUCUGCCUUGGGACGACGUCCUCAAAAAUCCAACUCAGGUCCAGGAGGCAAAGACCAGACUGAUGGAUAAUCUGCCACAUUCAGUCCAGCAGCUGUCAGUGAGCGGAGCCAGCACAGAUGAGGUGGCCAAAUUCCUCCUUUAUGUGAACAAACUGGACUACCAAGAGAAGCCCGAUUACCAGUAUCUUAAAAACCUGUGGGGCAGUGCUGUCAGGGGAGGACUUGAUUUGUCCAAGCCACAGGGAGCUGCAGGGGAAUCGCCCACCAAAGAUCCUCGAGCCAAGGAAAAGCAGAAAGCAGAAGGAGCGAGCGGAGUCUCUAGAGCCAAAGCUGCACCUCUACAGGACCAUGAUGAAGUCCAUGAAGGCGCAAAGUCCAAAGCAGUGCCAGCUGGCUACAUCAGAGGACCACCCAUCAAUAAACCUCUGUCAGAACAGAAGGAAGAAGUUCUCCCUGCUGUCAGAAGGUCCCCGAGGCAAAGGCCUGUGUGCAGUUAUGAAGACAUUGACAGUGAGGAAGAGGAAGAAAGGCCCAAACCCAUUGCUGCACGUGAUCUCAGAAGUCCUCCAGUAAAGCCCAGAGCUCAACCCAAACAGAAACGUAACCCCACAAGGACAAGCAGCAAAACAGAUGACGUGCCCCUGAUCUCAGCGAGAAUGGAGCGCCGAGUCUUCCCACAAAGGAGAAAAGAAGAGCGAGCAAACCGUGACAUGGACAGGCAAACACACACACACCAGAGAGCGGUGUACAGCCAUCCAAAGUACUGGGAUAGCCAGCUCUACUACAGAGAUGCUUUGGGUAAAUGGGAAGAGUCUGUUCCCAAAAACUCAAGUCCUGAAGCCGGUCCCCAAUGGAGUGAAUGGCUGACGUCCUGGUUCCUCUUUCUGGGCGCCUUUCUUUUACUGCUUGCUGUUGUCAGAGUUUGCCAAAGUACAUUGAAGCCCCUUUGAGGAGCUAAUGGAUCUACGAGUUUUAACAGCUCCUUUCAAAGCUCCUUCCCAAAGUGGAGAUGGAGCAGCCGGGAACACAAAGCCUCUCAUCAGGACUUCUGGGCUGCCAUUUUCACAGUGAUGGGCUGAAAUAGAAGGACAAGCCUCAGUUUAUUCUGCCUAUUAGAUGUUCUGUAAAGGUAAACAUGCGAUGAAAGAUUUCUUUAUGAUAAAAAGAUGAAGGGGGCUCUCGUUUCUGACUGCAACUCACACGCUCGAAUAAAACAGUCUUUGACUUUGAAUCGGUGGCGAGCUGCAUUCACAGACACGCAGUAUCACACGCUUACUCCUUUAUCAGACGAGGAGUAGCUUCAGUCAAAGUGUAUGAAUGCAGCACAUUGUUGAAAGCGCAGUGGCAGAAGAAAAGGCUACAGGAUGUAUAGAGGCAUGCUAAUUAAUAAGCUGAAUGUCUAUUGAGGGCUUUCUGAAGGCAGCUGUCAGUCACACUGUGAGGCACGCACAUACCUUACUGCAGUAAGGACACUCUCCAAAAACAAUGUUGAAGCUCUGCCUGCUGGAGUGCAGCGCUCGCAGCCACUGAAGGCAAAAGAGAAAAGAUCAAAUCACUACCUUGAAUCUGAUGUGUGGCUCAUAACAGCACUUUCAAUAUACACUCUGUACAGCUAUGUUUAAGAUUAUCCAGCACCCUUGAAGCAUUGAAGGGCUCUUUUUUUUUUAAAGUCGAUUAGAGUCCUGCGAUUUGUUUCUGAGCUUCAACGAUAUCUGGCCGUGCAGCAUGUCACCGAGGACAGAGUCCAAACAGAGUCAUCUGUGCUCAUUUCCUGUGUGUCGCAAGGCUGCACUAGUCCAGUUCUACCUUUGAUCAUAUCUGACUGUCACUCACCUUGAGCAGCCCACCUGUUGAAACACUAAAACACUGAUGGCUAAUGAACACAAAUUGUUUGUGCCUGAUUAAAUUAAAUGCUGUUUAGAAACACUGUUUACAAUAUGUAUGUCCUCAAAGGGGAAUCUGUAUUCAUGUGCAUGUUUACUGUACCUGCAGCUCACUGAAGGCAACAGGAUAAGGCUUUGUAUUAUGACUGAGUGAAAAUGGCAACUGUAAUGCGCAAAACUUUGUUCAUUUAAGCAAAUAAAUGAAAUAGAUGUUUAUAACCGUGUCCACUACUCAGGAGGAACCCUUACAGUGUUUGAGGAGGGAGCACUUUAAAAUCAAGUCAAUAAAUGGAGAAUUGUGUCCCAGAGGCAUGCUGGUGGUCCUGAGGGACUUGAGAAGAAGUGGGAUUUUUUUAAUUAUUAUAACCAGAUCAGUUUUUUGGUCAUGUUGUAGCUUUGAAGUAGUCCGGGGUAAAUCUUAAACUUUCUGAGAUUAUAAUAUGGGUGAUGUGACAGUCUAGUUGUUGGGCACAUGUCAUAUGAACCCAUACAUCCUAAGCAGUGAGUUCAUGCUCAGUUUUUUACCCACAUACAGCCUCACAUGCUUUUUCAAAAAGUCAUAAUUAUACAGUGUGGUGGUUUCCACGCUCAUCUAACAAACAAACAAAUCCUUUUGCAUCAGGAAGACCAUCAGGUCCAACCUACUUGCUGUGGUGAGCCUUUGUGAAUAGGUAAACAACCCAAAGUAGCUUCCAUGAAUAUAUCCAUUGCUCAAAGAAAGAAAGAAAAAAAAAAAAGACUUGAUAAUUUUGGUUUCCACUGACCGCUGUUGUCAUUUUAUUCUUGAGAAAUCACAUACUGUAUGACAGCAAAGAUUAUUCAACUUGAAUAUUUCUAUAUCAAGAUAUGUCAGCUAUAUAUAAAAAACAUUUCCGUAAUAAGUCAUAUCACUGUGGCUUGACAUCUGGGCUGUUGUCAUGUCAGACAUCUUUAUUAGAGAUGGCACGAUACCACUUUAUGUCCGAUACCAAUAUGAAUCCGAUAUAGUGUUUUUUUAAUCAAUAAAACAGUUUUUU
Molecule: messenger RNA, 3973 nt
Organism: Haplochromis burtoni (Burton's mouthbrooder)
Lineage: Eukaryota; Metazoa; Chordata; Actinopteri; Cichliformes; Cichlidae
Product: VRK serine/threonine kinase 2
Exons: 15
Coding region: 333-2024 (563 amino acids)
Biological process (GO): signal transduction; peptidyl-serine phosphorylation
Cellular component (GO): cytoplasm; nucleus
Molecular function (GO): protein serine/threonine kinase activity; ATP binding
Source: RefSeq, a predicted model, not a curated record